AUGCAAAACCGAUUAUUGGAAGAAGAGGACGAUCAACAGCUCCUCACCUCAAAUACAAAACCAACGUCCACUUCCGCCCACAAUCACAAGAAUGAUUCCCGAUUUGCAUGGUGGAAAAUGAAAAAGAAUAGAAGAUCACAUUUCAUUUGUUGGCUCAUGAUUUUGACCAGUGGUGUCUUACUGACAGUGAUUGGUUUAGUGAGCAUGAUUUUAUUAGUAAUUUAUUCACCAACUCCAAAGGAAAUUUUGGAUGGAAAAGGUCCCAUCAGUGACAAGCAAUGGAAGGAAAUUGUGUUGGAAACUUUUGGAAUUUUGAGUGGAUUUGUCAUUGGUAUUGGACUUGUCAUGUCCAUCACUCCGUUAAUAUGCAGUUGUUACAUUAUGAAUCCAAAGGAAUUCCAAAUUCCUGGAAUUCAUGACGAUGAAGAAGACGAUGGAUUGUAA
Messenger RNA from Naegleria fowleri, 444 nucleotides. RefSeq lists its product as uncharacterized. The record is from RefSeq and is a predicted model, not a curated record. The transcript is spliced from 3 exons. Lineage: Eukaryota; Heterolobosea; Eutetramitea; Acrasida; Naegleriidae. The coding region runs from base 1 to 444 and encodes 147 amino acids.